This is a messenger RNA of Struthio camelus australis, 3195 nucleotides long. Lineage: Eukaryota; Metazoa; Chordata; Aves; Struthioniformes; Struthionidae. The record is from RefSeq and is a predicted model, not a curated record.
AGCCUGUUAAGAUUCCUUAUGAAUCUUAACCUUUUGGAUAAAUCUGCCAGAUGUGAGUUUCUUCCUAGAGUGAACUGACCUGGACGCACAGCAUGCACAACAGCAGCGCUGCAGCUCUGCAAACGACUGGAACAUGUAACGAGACCGUGUCCCCACAGCCAUCGAGCUCGGAGUUUUCGCUGGGUGUGUUGGUGCUCCUGGCUGUCCUUAUGGUGUUGCUAGCUCUGAUCACAGUCCUUGGGAACGCCUUGGUGAUCCUUGCUUUCAUAACGGACAGAAACCUCAGGCAUCGGAGCAAUUAUUUCUUUCUCAAUCUUGCUAUUUCUGACUUUGCAGUGGGUGCUUUUUGUAUACCUUUGUACAUCCCUUAUGGCCUGACAGGGAAGUGGCACUUGGGAAGAAGCCUGUGCAAACUCUGGCUAGUUAUGGACUAUCUUGUGUGCACAGCUUCAGUGUUUAAUAUUGUCCUUAUCAGCUAUGACCGUUUCCUGUCAGUUACAAAAGCUGUAUCUUACAGAGUCCAGCAGGGAGCGGCCUCCAACCCUGUUGUGAAGAUGGUGGCCAUCUGGGUCUUGGCCUUCCUCCUCUACUGCCCGACGGUUCUCUUCUGGGAGCGUGUGGCCGGCUACAGCGUGGUCGCGGAGGAGCAGUGCCAUGCUGAGUUCUUCAGCAACUGGUACUUCCUCCUGUGUGCCUCCACCUUGGAGUUCUUUGUGCCGCUGCUCUUGGUGAGCUAUUUCAACGUGCACAUCUUCCAGAAUAUCCAGAAGCGCCAGAGACAUGGCAGCAUGCAGGAGGGUGAACCUCCGAAGAGCAGCAGCCUGUCUUGGAGAACUUGCCUCUUGCCAAGGCAAGGAGUGUCGUCUUCAGGAGCAGAGGACAGUGUUUCUUCCUCUAUGAGGCCAAAGAAAGUGUCUUUAACUGAAAGCUCACCUCCAUCCAGAGGCAAUUCUGUAACCCCAGAGAAUGAUCUUUCUGCUUCUUUCCAUGCAAAGACCAGCUCAAAACUGCAGCAGGACAAGAAAAUUGCGAAGUCGCUUGCCAUAAUUGUGUGCGUCUUUGCCGUCUGCUGGGCCCCGUAUACGUUACUAAUGAUUAUUCGUGGAGCCUGCCAAGGAACGUGUGUCCAUAACUCCUUGUAUGAAAUUACCUUUUGGCUUUUGUGGCUCAAUUCUGCUUUGAACCCAUUUCUCUACCCUCUCUGUCACAUGAAGUUUCGAAUGGCUUUCAUGAAAAUAUUAUGUCCCAAAAAGCUUUCAACAUUGAGAUCACGUAACACGCCUUCUUUUUAGAGAGUUAAAGCAAAUGACUUACAGAUAAGGUUCCUCUCUUAUUUAGUGCUAAUUUUUUAUAUCUUCAACAGAAAUACAGGAAAAGCUCUUGUUCACUGAUGGUAUUGGUUGAGAGUGCAGUAGAGGCAUGUACUUGCCCUGAUUUUUUUUGUUUUUGCUGGUAUUGUGCCAAGAUAAACACCAUCUAGUGCAAAGAAAAGUAGAACAACGUUUUGCUGACUGUACUUUUGGGGUUGUUUGUGGGUUCGAAAUGCUUUUUUUUUUUUUUUUUUCUUACUUUUUAUGUAAAAGUGGGACAAAGAAAGAACUUUUAUAGAUAUCUGCAUAAUGUUCACUGAGGGAGAUAUGUUUGUGUACGUAUGUAAGACCCUCUCCCCGGCCUCGUAGGCCUUCGAUGCCCACGGUGAGGAAUAUGCAAGUGAUUUGAUGGUCUGAUCUAACAUUAUCUGUCCGUACUUGGUUUUGCAGGACACAAUACACGUAAGUUUGUACUUUAGAACCAUUUUCAGAAUGUUUCCAUUAUUAUGAAAGUUUAAGAUUAGUUUUGGAAAUUGGCACAAGCGUAUAUAGUUGUUACUCUUUAUACCAGUACUGGUUUUCUUCUGACAGCUGCUGCCUCUUUGAUCAUGCUUACGUGAUCUUUAGUAACAGAUCUGUGCGCUAUUUGAUUACGUAAAAGAUAGGCCAGGCUUGGGUAAAUGAUCGCAUGCCUGAUGAAUUAGCAGAGCAAGCAAUACAAAGUUCAUGCUGGAUUUAUGCUUUUGGCUGACUGUGAGAGGAUAGACAAUGCUCUACCUGGCAUACAGCCUGCUAGUGCAAAGAUGUUUCAUCCAAAUGCCUGGAACAAAUUUGAACUGACAGAGUAAUUUUUAUCCUAGAUCAGUUCUUUGUCGUGUUAUUGUGACAUUUUACAGAUUUUUCUCUGUCACUGAACCACUGUCAGCUUUGAUUUUUCUCUAUCACUGGACAAGGGCCAUAUUCGCUGUUGGAGAUUGGGAUUCACAGAGGUCUGUCUGAAAGCUGACCGCGGAUGUCUCUUAAGCAGCCGUUUAGAAACAAUGAGGGCAAAUACGCAGCACUGAAAGGAGUAGGUAGAUGUGCUGGAGAGGGCAAUGGAGCUUGGUUAUAUCCUUUUCACCCGCCAUAAUUUCUUGCUUGGUGUUGGAUGUUGCAACUCAUCCAGAAGGUUUUCAUGGGUGGGUAAGUGAGAGUCACCAGUUAAUUUUUUUUCCUCUCCAUUUAUAUAAUUUCCUUCCCUCUUUGUAUGUAUGUAUGAAAUAUAGAAAGAUAAACCAAUCUAAUGCACAGAAUAAUGAACAGUAAUAGUCAAUUUGCAAAGUCUUAUUUGAAAUACAAAUCUAAUUUGAAAUUGGCUGUUGAAGUGUUGCAAAAGCAGAGUAUUUCUUUGUAAGCACAAUUCAAAUGCAUGUAAACAGUUUGAUCAUAGCACAAAAGUUAAUGACUUUGAGAAACUAAAAUGCCAUUCUGUUUAAAGGUGUGUAACUGAAAACGUCUUUUGCCAUUAUUUUUCACCAUUCUUGUUAUGCUUUCUUGCCUCACGUGGAUAGUGUUAAGCAUUGUGAACCUGAUUGCUGAGAGGUGUACAGUUUUAGGAGGCCAUUGAUUCAGCACAGCUAUUUUCUUUGUCAUGAGUUAAGGAGCUGGCAUAGAUUUUUUUUCAUUUUGUUUUUCUGUAUUGCUUAAAAAAAAAAAACAUUUAGAACAUUUAUAGAAUAGCUGGUGUACUAAGUAAACAUCUGUUGAACAGAGAAACUGUAGGUAAGCCCAACUGGGAAAGUAUUUGAUUAUCUGCUUUUCUAUCCCUAUGCUUUUAGCAUAAAAAUUCUGAUAUAAGAGAAAUGCUUGCAUUUUGUGAAUAAAGAAUGGGUUGAUUACUUUGGAA